Molecule: messenger RNA, 2930 nt
Organism: Belonocnema kinseyi
Lineage: Eukaryota; Metazoa; Arthropoda; Insecta; Hymenoptera; Cynipidae
Gene: Exo70
Product: exocyst complex component 7
Exons: 10
Coding region: 375-2753 (792 amino acids)
Biological process (GO): exocytosis
Cellular component (GO): exocyst
Molecular function (GO): phosphatidylinositol-4,5-bisphosphate binding
Source: RefSeq, a predicted model, not a curated record
UAGGAAGAAAUAUUAUGAAAAUAUUGAAAGAAUGAAUUCCAAAAAAAACUUAAAAUGAGUAAUGAAUUAUGUAUGUUAGAGCACUGAUUCUUUACUUAAUCUUGGAAAUUUUCGAGAGAAAACUUUGUCUACGAAUUACCAUAUAAUGAACUGUGAAAAGUAAAAAAAGCAUUAUCUUAAUUUGCAUAUGUUGAAAGUGGCAAGUAAGAACAUAAAAUUGAAAAUUAUGAAAAAAAUCCUGCUGAAUAAGUGCCCUACGCCCUAAACAGAUGCACCCUUUUCGAAAUAAUCGCCAAAAACCAAUUUCCGAGGGAUGUUCGUUGGAUUUAAGGGUGAUUCCGCCCAUCGGCCAGAGGGAAACUUGAUAUUUGAUUAUGAUGCCAUACGGAAACACGUUCGCUAGAUAUCAAAACUUUAUAAAUUUUUUCUGGAAAAAAGUACAAUUUGACUGGACUACUUUGAAAAUUGGCUGUAAAAUGUACGUAACGGAAGGCGAGACUUCUGAAAGAAGGUUUGAAAUUGAAUGUAAAUUAGAAGCUGAAAAUACUGGUUUAGAAGCUUUGAAAGAUGCACAAAACCGAAGUCAGCGACUUACAAGUAAUAUGGUGGCUAUUAUUUCUUCUUUAGAAGAACGAUUGGCUACGCUUCGCCGGACAAUUCUUCCUGUAUACAAUGAGACUGGGAAUCUUCAGUCCCAACAACAUAGUUCCUGGCUAUAUCGCUAUACUUCAAGAUUAGCUCCGGUGGCGGUGCGCCACCCAUGGCGCCGGAAAGUGGUGGUAUCACACUAUUGGACCGCUCCUGCCGCUGAAAAAUUUCCAAGUGAAGAUCUUUUUAUCGAAGACGCAAAGUGGGGUCUCGCGCGAUUGGCUAGCACUUAUGAUGUGAAAUUCUAUAUUGAAAAAACUCUGACUAUUUUGGAUCAUGCAAUUGGUUACUACGGAGUUUGUCAAGAAGUCGAAGGAUCUGUACGUGGUGGACCUAAUGGUGCUGGGGGCUUAGAUGGAUUUUUAGAAGUGAUGAAUCGCUUAUACAAUGCUCAACAUUAUUUUCAAAAAAAUAAUCCAAGUUCAGUGGAGCUAGAAAAUGUUUCAACAUUAUUUGGCACUGGAUUAGAAGCUCUCUAUGCAGAAUUUCAUGACAAUUUAGCCAGGCAAAGCAAGCCCGUCUUACCAAUUGUACUUUUGGAUUUGAUAAGUUCCGAUGAGGAUACUAGUGGUGAAGAUGCCCCGCAAUUUCUUUGCCAGUUGCCUGAAAGUACUGUUGCUAACUUGGUUAAAAUAGCUCAUUGGUUGGAAGAAAGAGCUCUUCGGCAUUACGUAGACAUGUAUGCAUCUGUGCGGUCCGCAAUUGUUCUUCGUUCAUUACAAUUAAUGAAGGAGCAUCACAGAAGUGCAAGCGGUGGCAGUAUGCAUGCGGGAAGUCCUAUGAUGAAACCAAAAUUUGCUCACCGUCAUUCAAUAAGUGCGCAAGAGAACGUUGGACGCAAAACAUCGCGACGUUUACAACAUGCACUGGAGAAGAAAGCCAGCAAAAUGUUUCUAAAGGCAUCCCACACUACUGGUAUAGGACUGUCUUUUCCUUCAUCGAGGAAGCCUUUGCCUAUGCCAUCAAACUAUCCCAUUGAGGACACUGCUCCAGAGGAACAAGAAAUGGAAAAUUAUCUUCUAUUGACUGCUAGUUUACAUAAGCUAAUGCAAGUAGAGCGUGCUUUGGUUGCCAGAAUUUUGUCGACAAAUUUACAACCGCAGGUGUUGGAGGCAACAGUUCGUGAUGCUAUGGAUCUUGUAACACAGGAUGGAGAAAGUAUUGCAUCUCGAGCUAAACGGUGUAUUAUUAGACGUGAUUUUUCUGCUGUACUAGUCAUAUUUCCAAUUCUAAAACAUCUCGGUGAACUGAAACCAGAUUUAGAGAGAACGGUAGAAGGAUGUGACUAUGCUCUUCGAUCAAAAUUUGCAUCUGUGAUAUCCACGUUAAAUACCACGGGAGCUAAGGCCUUAGAUGAUUUUGCUGAUAGUGUUCGUAAUGAAUCAGGAACUGCGUUACCGAAGGAUGGCACAGUAGCUGAAAGUACCAGCAAUGUGAUAGUAUUUCUGGAACAAUUAAUCGAGUAUGCCGAUACUGCUGGAGCUGUUCUUAAUCGCAAUGAAGCGAAUCCUAUUUCUUCAUCAAAAGCUACUACUGAACGAACCCUUUUAGGAUCAUACAUAAAAAAGGUGUUGGCACAACUAAAUCUGGCUUUAGUGACCAGAAGUGACUCAUCGUAUUCGGAUGCAGCAUUACGGUCCCUUUUUCGUUUAAAUAAUCAUAACUACGUGAUCAAUGCUUUACGCCGUAGUUCUUUAAUGGAACUUUUACUAUUAGCGGAACCGAAUGCUGAACGAACUUACGAAGAUAUUCUUCUUAGAAAUCAAAUGAAUUAUGUGACAUACACGUUCAGCAAAGUAAAACUAUUCGUUGAGCAACCUAGUGAAGAUGCUGAUCUGAACCCAAAAGUACUGAAAGAGAGAUUUUUAGCAUUCACAAAAGAGUUUGACGAAGUUACGAAACAUCAGCGUACAUUCUCAGUUCCAGAUGCUCGAUUACGAGAAGAAUUGCGAAAGGAAUUAAAUCAGUCUCUCACACCUUAUUAUACCAGCUUCUACAAUAAAUAUCGGAAGGCCUCUUUCUCAAAGAAUCCUGGGAAAUACAUCAAGUAUACGCCAGAGCAAGUCUCGAGUGCAAUCAGAACGUUCUUCGAUGGAGUUUUCUAAACUUAUUUGUUGCAAUCUUAUUAUAUGUACACGGGAAGAAAGUUGUAAAAAUCAGUUUUUACUAUAGUUAGUCAAUGCGCAAAAUAAUUUUUUUAAAGUCAGCAAUAAACCGGACAUAUUAGCUUUAGAGAAUUACACUUCAGCUUUUUCUACUCAAAUAAACAAAAUCAAACUAAA